AGAUUUUUCACAAUGACACAUUGAAACUUUUCUUUUUCUAACCAGCUGUAAGAUUAAUAAAAAUUACGUCUUAUUUAACCACGAAAUUGAUACAAAAAGCUUCGCAUAGCAUAUUUGUUAUUCGCGUUCAUCAUAAAUUAAAAGAAGAGUAGCUAAAAUGGCAUACGCCUACUUGUUCAAAUACAUCAUCAUCGGCGACACAGGUGUAGGCAAGUCUUGCCUGCUGCUCCAGUUCACAGAUAAAAGAUUUCAGCCGGUUCAUGACCUAACCAUUGGGGUUGAGUUUGGUGCCCGCAUGAUAACCAUAGAUGGCAAGCAAAUCAAACUCCAGAUAUGGGACACUGCAGGGCAAGAGGCAUUUAGAUCAAUCACCCGAUCAUACUAUAGAGGCGCAGCAGGUGCUUUGCUAGUGUAUGACAUUACCAGACGAGAAACAUUCAACCAUUUGACAACCUGGUUAGAAGACGCCCGCCAGCAUUCCAAUUCAAAUAUGGUUAUCAUGCUUAUUGGUAAUAAGAGUGACUUGGAGUCCCGGCGCGAAGUCAAAAAGGAAGAGGGCGAAGCGUUCGCGCGCGAACACGGACUCGUUUUCAUGGAGACGUCUGCCAAGACUGCAGCCAAUGUUGAAGAGGCCUUCAUCAACACAGCCAAAGAAAUCUAUGAGAAGAUACAGGAAGGCGUUUUUGAUAUCAACAAUGAGGCGAACGGCAUCAAGAUUGGCCCGCAGCAUUCAACGGCGGGUGCGGGCGGAGCGGGAGGUGCGGGCGCGGGAGGUGCUCCGCCCGGAGGCUGUUGUUAGGUGCUGCGCUGCACACGCUGAGGAAUGCGAGCCGAAUAGGCUCCACGAUGAUGAUGUGCGGCUGUGUGCAACAAUAUUUGGUACGAAACUUACUGUGUGACGGGUUACUAGUUUUAUUUCUACGCUACAAGUUGCAUCUCAACUCGAUUUAAUAAUGUAAGGGCUCUGGUAUGCCAGAAAUUGCCCACAAUAUUUUACAAAUUAAAUGAAUCUAGACAUUUUCUUAAAACAAAAACCUAUUACAUUUUCACUUUAAUAAUAAUAUUUUAUGUAUCCAUCAAAUUAAUAAGACGUUUGCAUUAUUCCAGUAAUCCAGUCUGUCAUUUUCACUUCAACAAAGAACGAAGUUUCGUCAUUUUCAACAAAAUCUACCAGACUACAGCAGUGGAAUGUUUAAAGGAAAAGGAGGGAAGGAAUAUACAAAGAGUCUGAAUGUUGUAUUUAUUGCCUUCUAUAUUCCUGUAGGGCUAUCGCCACGAUAUAAUUAUGUAUACCCGUUAUCUCGUCUAGCAUUAUAGAAAAAUACGAGUAACGGGUAGAGAUAAACUCGUUACAAGUAUGCUAGCCCUACUGAAGCGGAUUACUGGAAUUGUGUUAUGGAACCCUAAGCUACUAUUCACGACUAGACGUAUACAAAAGAAGUACACAUAUUAUUUAGAUAUGGUUAACUUUUGUUCAUUGAUUCUUACAUAGUUAACAUUUGUACAAGCUUGAGUUCAAACUUUUUGCAUAUAGACCUUUUCUAAAUUAAGGCAUUGGUAAGACUAUUUUAAUUUGUACUUUAGUGUUCUUAAGGAAAAUCCCUGAAUUAAAUACACUACAUUAGAAUUUCUCGAUUUAUCACGACUUCCAACAAAUUCGGUUCUUCGAUUCAAUUUUGAAGUGUAUUUAAAAUUCAGGCAUUUUUUUCAAUGUUCAUUUACUAUGUAGUGGCAGUAACUUCUCGUAUUAGCUAUUAUUAUCAUAAAUAUUUACCUUUAGUAUAAGUAAAUUCAUUAUGCAUAACCAGAUAUUGAGUAAUUGUAAGAACGGACCAGGUGUGGAAUCAUUGUAUUUUAUGUAUAUACAAGAUUAACAAUAUCUUGUGCGCUUUUAUCCUCACAAUGUGUCAAAUUCGGUUCACUCACACGAAAUAUAUAAUUUUCAGUUGUGUUUUGAUAACGAAGACUCAAGUCAAAAUAAAAGCGCAUAAGUUCACAUAAUGUUCAUGAAAAUGUAUUGUGGUGUAUUGUGUUUUGGACAUGGUACCUAUUUUCUAUGACAUUCAAAUAUAUGCGCAAAGUGCUAUUUGUAACGUAUUUUCAUACUUCAGGUAUGAACGUUUUGUUUGACGUCAUAAAAUGUAUGUUUCAUUUGAAUGUUAUAACGAAAUACGGCACCUAUUUGUUAUGAUUUUUUGCACCCUUUUUAUGUCCGCAAUAUUUGACAGAGGCAUUUAUUCGCUGAUUGCUGGCCAAUGAAACUAAAGCUUUUAUGCCAAUUUAAAGGUACUAUGUGUUAUUAGGAAAAUAUUUUAUCUUAUAUUUAUAAAUAUAUGAGGCAAAUAAAAUUGUAAUGGUGAGCUAAUUAGCUUAAUACACGUGUUUACUUAGCUUCCAAUUUAAACGAUAGCGAACUAAAUAAAAGAGGGUUAGAAAAUAUUCUUGGCUUGUGAUCUAAGGCAUAGUUCACACCGAGCAAAAUUGCUGCGUUAACUUGUACUAAUAAAAUUUAAAUUGACUGAUUGAAAUAAAUAUUGUACAAAUAACUUAGUUAAGAAAUAAUUCUGUUUUACUAACCGUUGUUGGUGGAGUAUUCGGACUAUUCGGUGCCGUUUUUUCUCUUCUUGGCGCCUUUUUACGCGAACGAGCUCAUAAUUAAGUACCAGCCCCUUUUUUCGAAACUAAUCGCGAGAAUAAAGAAUAAAAAACGGUUAAAUUUGUUUGUUUACCUGAAUUCUGGUUUAGUUACAUUUUUGGGCUUAGCAUUCGCUAGGUGUGAACUAGGGUUAAGUAUUAAAAAUAGCUGUGAAUUUUUUAAGUGAUGUUCGUGUUACAACCUCAGAUUUUUGGCAAUGCAACAUCCAGAUAGUGGUUAGAGCCAGUGAUGGGGUCAGGGGUGAAAAAACAUAACUCAUACAGUUACUGUAUGUCUUGUCAACACUUGUACGUAUCAGCGGCGUGGUAUCCGAUUUUUUGUUUGCGGUGUCACACUGAUCGUUCCAAUGUUUAAAAAAUAGCAAUGCAGACUUCCCUGAACUGGGCUGACGACCUGAUAUGUGUGUAUCGACCCUGACUAACUCAAAAUGAACAAUUUUUCUAUUGAUUUUUUGACAUAUAUUUAAAUUAAUCUCCUUUAAACAAACUAACAAAUACCAAAUUAUUUAAAAAAAAGUAUACAUUUUGUUAAUUAAAGAUGUUUAUUUUAUUUUUAUAUUUUAUUGUAAUAAAAAUAAUAUGUUAUAUACAUUUUAGUAGCUGGUAACAGCUUGUCCGCCAGAAUUUUCUUAUAUAAUGGUGUCAAUUCUGUUGUACAGCAAUCUCUGAACUAAAUUGACAGGUUAAAAUAGUGCUGUCCUUUUUACAAUGUUUUCCAUAGAAAAGGAUAGCACUAUUUUUAGACUUGUAAAUUUGGGUCUUGAGAUUUACGUACGGAAUUGAACCCACCAAUAAAAUAUAUUUAUUGAAUCUAAAUAUGAACAUUAAAGAAGGUGGUGGCCUAGUGAUUAAAUUUGCACAAUAAAUAAUUUUGAUGAAAUAGCCUCAAAGUCUCACAAGAUUUUAAUAUACCGAUGGACGAAAUUGUGAUCUUAUAGGACUGCUUGCAAGGAAUUAUUGAAGACAUGUUAACAAGAAUAGGUUAAUUAAGUUUAGCACAUUGUAAUGUAGUAAUAUUUUGUAAGAUUACAAUAUGCAAACACAUUUGUAAGGUUAUAAUUCAUGAAGUAAAUGUUGAAAAAUU
Messenger RNA from Pararge aegeria (speckled wood butterfly), 3739 nucleotides. RefSeq names its product ras-related protein Rab-2A (gene Rab2). The record is from RefSeq and is a predicted model, not a curated record. NCBI's taxonomy places the organism in Eukaryota, Metazoa, Arthropoda, Insecta, Lepidoptera, Nymphalidae. The coding region runs from base 158 to 799 and encodes 213 amino acids. Gene Ontology annotation, cellular component: Golgi apparatus. The transcript has 6 exons. Gene Ontology annotation, molecular function: GTP binding; GTPase activity.